AUGUUCAAGUUCGCUUUGGCAUUAACACUUUGCGUGGCGGGCCUUUCCAGCCUUUCGCUGGCCCAGCACAAUCCGCAAUGGUGGGGCAAUCGCAACACCAUCGUCCACUUGUUCGAAUGGAAGUGGACGGACAUCGCCGAGGAGUGCGAGAGGUUCCUGGGACCCCGUGGAUUCGCCGGAGUGCAAGUCAGUCCCGUGAACGAGAAUAUAAUUUCUGCGGGACGUCCUUGGUGGGAAAGGUAUCAGCCCAUCUCCUACAAACUCACAACUCGAUCGGGAAAUGAGCAGGAGUUCGCUGACAUGGUGCGUCGCUGCAAUGAAGUGGGUAUUCGCAUUUACGUGGAUGUGCUGCUGAACCACAUGUCCGGAGAUUUCGAUGGCGUUGCCAUUGGCACCGCCGGCACAGAGGCGGAACCCAGCAAGAAGUCCUUCCCAGGAGUUCCCUACACCGCCCAGGACUUCCAUCCCACCUGCGAGAUCACCGACUGGAAUGAUCGCUUCCAAGUGCAACAGUGUGAAUUGGUUGGCCUCAAGGAUCUCGACCAGAGCAGUGACUGGGUGAGGAGCAAGCUGAUCGAGUUCCUGGACCAUCUCAUCGAACUGGGUGUUGCUGGAUUCCGGGUGGAUGCCGCCAAGCACAUGGCUUCGGAGGAUCUGGAGUAUAUUUACGGAAGUUUGAGCAACCUGAACAUCGAGCACGUUCCCCACAACUCCCGUCCCUUCAUCUUCCAGGAGGUCAUCGAUCAUGGCCACGAAACCGUUUCCCGUGACGAAUACAAAGAUCUGGGUGCCGUGACCGAGUUCCGAUUCUCCCAGGAGAUCGGCAACGCCUUCCGUGGCAACAACGCCCUGAAGUGGCUGCAGAGUUGGGGCACCGGUUGGGGAUUCCUGCCCUCAGGACAGGCAUUGACCUUCGUGGACAACCACGACAACCAGAGGGAUGGUGGAUCCGUGCUGAACUACAAGUCCCCCAAACAGUACAAGAUGGCAACCGCCUUCCACUUGGCUUACCCCUAUGGCAUCAGUCGAGUGAUGAGCUCCUUCGCCUUCGAUGACCAUGACUCUCCGCCACCACAGGAUGCGCAGGAGAGGAUUAUCUCGCCUGAGUUCGAUGAGGAGGGAGCCUGUGUGAAUGGAUGGAUUUGCGAGCACCGCUGGCGGCAAAUCUACGCCAUGGUGGGAUUCAAGAACGCCGUUCGUGACACCGAGAUUUCCAAUUGGUGGGACAAUGGCGACAACCAGAUCUCCUUUUGCCGCGGCAACAAGGGAUUCCUGGCCAUCAACAACAACCUGUACGACCUCUCGCAGGAGUUGAACACCUGCCUGCCCGCCGGAGUUUACUGCGAUGUGAUUUCGGGCAGCCUGAUCAACGGAUCCUGCACCGGAAAAUCGGUGACAGUUAAUGAGCAGGGAUACGGAUAUAUCCACAUCGGAUCCGAGGACUUCGACGGCGUGCUGGCUCUGCAUGUGGAUGCCAAAGUCUAGGUUAAGGUAACACAGAAAUCUGGGCUUUAUUUUUGUCUCAAAUUACAAUAAAAACGAACGCACAUAA
Messenger RNA from Drosophila ficusphila, 1552 nucleotides. Its product is annotated as alpha-amylase-related protein. Lineage: Eukaryota; Metazoa; Arthropoda; Insecta; Diptera; Drosophilidae. Gene Ontology annotation, biological process: carbohydrate metabolic process. The record is from RefSeq and is a predicted model, not a curated record. Gene Ontology annotation, molecular function: cation binding; alpha-amylase activity.